Messenger RNA from Blepharisma stoltei, 413 nucleotides. Lineage: Eukaryota; Ciliophora; Heterotrichea; Heterotrichida; Blepharismidae. The record is from the annotation of a GenBank genome assembly.
AUGGAAUAUAAUUCAUAUAUUAAUAUAUUGCACUAAAUUAGGCUCUGCUAAGAAUGCCUUUAAAAAUAUUAAUGCCCUAAUUUAUUUAGAAUAGACACUAAUCUUGCCAAUAUAGAUAAAUUAUUCAUUAGCCAAAGCAUAUUUCAAUCAUGGGCUGUUGUCACAAUACAAGUAUUGAUCAUGAUUUUUUCAUGGGUUCAUCUCCAAAUCAAUCAGGAAACGAUGCAAGAGACGAUGGCGUCGAUAAUCUCUCAGCCAGCCAAGUUUACUUGAAGAAAUCAGAAGGGAAACAAAUUUUCAGACUCAAAACUCCGAACAGCCAAAAGCCUGUACUCCCAACUCCGACUUUCGGAAGCCUAAACAGUAAUACCUCUCCAUUUAGAUUUGAAGAUGGAACUAAUAGUGUAAGAUAA